GGCGGGUCUGAGUCCGCGCCCUGGCUCCCGGGGGUGUUCCCACAGUUGGCAGCCCAGGACAGCGGGGCCACAUCCCUGCUGCGGGCCGGGUGCUGCUCGAGGGCCGCCGAACGCAGCCCUGGGGUGUGCCCGGGCCAUGGCCAGGGAGAAGUCGCCCGGGAGGGGCUGCAGCUCACUGAGCCGGUGUCUGCUGGGCGCCGCGUUGCUAGUGGGCCUGCGGCUCUGCGCGGAGCUGCGGCGCGCCGGGCCCCGACCCCCAGCCCGCAGCGCCCCGCCGAAUCCCGCACCCCCGCUGCCCGCGGCGCACGUGCGGCCCGCGCCUGGCCCGCCGCGCGGGGCCAGCCGGAGGCAGGUGACCUACGUGCGCAGCGGGCGCCGAGCGCCGCCGGGGGGCGGCGGGAGCGGUACGCCGGAGCCGGGCUGCUGCGCCCCGCGCGGGAGCCCCCGCCGGAAGGGUCCCCGGUGGCACAUAGACCUCCAGCCUUGGGCAGGCCCCGCUCAGUCCCUGGAUGAAGAAGCCUUGAGGUUCCUGAGAUAUAUCAGCACCACCCAGAUUGCAUGUGAUCACAUGAGCACAGGCAGCCCGGCCCCCGACGCCAGCCCUGCAAAGAAGCCCUGGUCAGUUUGUCUUGAUGACAGGUUUGGCUUAGCUCAUCAAAUCCGCAACAAGCAGUGCCGUCUCUACUCUUUAGGGCUGGGGAGUGAUGAUACCCAUUUCGAGGUUAGCAUGGCCAACAGUGGGUGUGAAGUGCAUCGUUUCGACCCUAGCGUUAAGUCAGCUCACAUUCUGGAGAGUCAGCACCUUUGGUAUCACCGCUUGUCCAUCAACUGGCGCGACCCCCAUCCAGCUGUUGCUGCCCAGAAACUGCACAGCAACACCAGAAAAUUAGGAACCAUUUUGAAUGAAUUUGGGCAUCACAAGAUUGAUGUUCUCAAAGCAGAUCUGGAAAGUGCAGAAUGGAAAGUUUUGGAAAAUCUUAUUCUGGAAGAUGUCCUUGAGCAAAUUGGACAGCUCCUCUUCGAGAUCCAUCUCCACUGGCCUGGGUUCGAGGUUGGUGGCAGUGACAGCAGUGUGGUGCGGUUCUGGUACAGCCUCCUCAAAGAGCUGGAACGAAAGGAUUUCAGGCUUUUUCACAGUUACAAAGAUUUAUCUAAACCUCAGCUAUUCCUGAAGAAAGACAUUUUCAAUGCAAGUAGCUGUUAUACUCUCAGCUGGGUAAAUACAAGGUGGAAAUAGGCUGCAAGGCCUCAUCAAGAACUCGAGGAAAUAUCUACAGAGUGGAGUACGUCUAUGAUUCUAACUAUCGUUUUACAUGCGCAGCCUCCCACUGGGCUGUUGCCUGCUCUAGGCAGACAUGGUCAUUGCCUUUGUGGUACAGGCAGCCUGGUGCCUGCCACGUGGCCAGGACAUGUCAAUGUGUUAACAUGAGGGUGGACGAGUAGUGGACAAGGAGUCAGCCUUCAUCUGCCCAGACCCUUUGCCUGUUUGCCUCCAACACAGUGGGGAUGCUCAUCUGCCUUCACUUGGAUUUGGAAGAUGAUCCUCUGCUUACCUCAGUUUUCUCUAAAAUUCAUUAUGUAUCAAUAAUCCAGGAAUUCAUCAACAUAGAAAGGAAAUUGUACAAAUUUUCUGUUUUUAUGGGGUUGAUGGGAUUCUUAAGUUUGCAGCCUGUUGUUUAAAGUAGGAUCUUUCAUUUGACUUGAACUCACCUCUUUCAUGUUCACCCUGUUCACCUGGUGAUAACGUGCUGUCCACCUUGUAGAUUUCAAUCACCCCUCCUCAGCCUUUGCUGAGGCCAUGUUGGGGUUUUAUAAAACCACUGACCCUAGUCUCUGGGAACUGAGACACGCCAAAUUCUCUCACUGAGUUUAGGAGUAGACUAUCAAGAGCUGCAACUCGAUGUCCUUUUCAUAGGAGCCUUAAAUCCCCUUCUACUCCUAUGAACUAAGCAGAGAGCAGAGUUCGAGUCCUCAUUGCCGUCUCUUCUGACUUCGAACCUGAUUUCUCAAGCAGACUUGCCUUUGCUGGCAAUUCUUUUUUCCCCCUAAAUAUAUUAUCUCAAAGAUUAAGUGAGUAUUUCUUUACUGCCAGUUGGUAUGUGGUGGUCUGAGGGCCAGAGUCUCUUUCCUGGGGUGGUUACAUGUCUUUCAGUAGUACCAGUCCUUUUGACUUUUUAAAAACAUAGUAAGCAGAAAAGUCAGAUUCUCAAUCAUUCAAAUAAUCUUUUUCAUUUCUAUUCUCUGGAUUAGACAUUUAUCCCUAUGAAUAAUUUUCAAAUACCUAUUUCAAAUAAAUUAAUUAAAUACUGUAUUUUUCAGACUAUAAGACGCACCUAGGUUUUAGAGGAAGGAAAUAGGAAAAAAAACUGAAGCAAAAAAUGUGGUAGAAUAUUGAAUAACAUAAAUAACACAAUCUUUCACCAAUGUAAAUGUAAACAGAACUCAACACCAGCAUUAACAACCAUUAUUACUCCCAAAUUUGGGGGAAAAAAGGUAUGUCUUAUAGUCAGAAAAAUACAGUAGUAUAAAGUGAACCAAAUUGUUACCUAAUUAUAAGUUAAAAUUUAUAAUAAGUUACCUUAUUAUAAAUUUUCUGACACUUUUUACAUCCUGACAGAGCAGGAAAAUCAUAUAUACAUGUUUGUUCAAGAAAUUUGGGGGAGAAUACUGAUUAGUACUAAACUUUAUACCUUUCUCUCUCUCUCUCUCUUUUUUUUAACCUAUUUCUACCCCAGACAUUCCCUGGGCUUUUUGUUUCUUGCAAUGGUUUGAAAAUACCAUUCAUUCCUCAAGUGAGAAACCAAAAUGUAUUAGAGUUGUAUGAUUUCAUUAACUUGGGUUCAAAAGAAAACAGGACUUUCUGAAUUAGUGAUGAUUUUUAAAAAUAUAAAUGAGGUUUUUACUUGAAAACCCAUAGUGCACUUAUAAGUCAUCAAUGGAGGAGAAUAAGUGAGAUUUGUGAUAGCAGUUCAGUGGCUUUCACCAUCCACGGGGACAUCAAAAGUACCAAGGACCCACAAGAACUCUAAAGGGACACCGUCUGCUUGCAUGGCAUGGCCUCCAAAACAAAGUUCACUUAAGCACACUUCCUGUUUGGAUUAUGCCACAGACUUUCUUUUAUUUCUUUCCCUAAAAAUGUUAUGCAUUGAAGCAUAUACAAUAAACCUUUUUAUACAUUAAACAUUUUCAACCUUCUUAUACACUAAAGUAUGGAGUAUACUGAUCUUAUGUGUCUCGAUAUGUACCCAUCCAUAUCGAGAUUUUUAAUUCAUGGGAUUAACGGUUCAUGGCAUUACUAAAAACCCCCUUUGUGAGGGCCAAGUUCCCAGUUAUCCCAGAUUGGUAGUGCAGAACACUGACUUCAGCGCACCACACACGCAUGUAUCUGAAGCAAGGGUGGGUGUACUGCUAAAAAAAAAAAAGACAAAAUCACAAACACACCUACCACACCCACCUACUAGGCAGCCUGUUAAAUAGUUACAUGUACUGAUUUUAUGCUCAUUUCUAAGACUGUCCUUCAUUCCCUUUAUGGAGAGUUUGAAAUUUAUGAUGAAUUUUCUGACUGUUGCUAUGGUUUCUCUGCCUCUAGAAUUUAUUGUGAUUACUGUGUUGGCCAGGGCUUCUUAACCUUGGCACUACUGCCUUUCUGGACUGGAUAAUACUUUGUGGGGGGGAGGGAGGAAUGUGCUGUGCAUUGUAGGAUGUUUAGCAGCCUCUUUGACCCUCCCCACUAGAUGCCAGGAGCACCUUCCCCCAUCCCUUUUCAGUUGUGACAACCAGAUAUGCUCCCAGGCAGUGCCAAAUGUCCCCUAGAGGCCAGAAUCCUCCAUGGCAGAGAACUGGUGUCAGCCAUGAGAAAUGGUCUAGGUUACCACAGCACUGGUGUUUAGGGAGAUCCUGCUGUCGAAGAGCAGGCAAAAUCACCCCAAAAGAACACAAAAAUCAAGAGCUACUAUUUACUGAGCACUUACUAUGUGCCCAGCACUGUAAUAGAUUAUUCCUAAUUCUCCCAACAACCUACAAAGUAUAAUUUCCCCAUUGACAUAUACAGGUAAGGAAGCUCUGAGAGGUUAAAUAGGAACUCAUAUCUCGGUCUGUCAGAUAGCAAAGCCCAUGCUGGCCUCCUCCACAAUGCUGCCUCAACAGCUUCUAACAAAUAUAAGAUGCCACUUUCAAAGGACAUAAUUUUGCCUCCUUAUUAGUAAGUGGGGAAAAAACCCUACAAAUAUGCUAAGACCGGAUCUGCAAAUUUCUUACAGUGGGAGUUAUUUCUGUAGCAUGCAGGUUUAAUUUAAACAAUCUAUUUAAUAGAAGUAUGCCUGCCAAAUGGAGGCUUACUGAAAAAAAUACAGGGACCCAACACAUUCUCUCUGAAUAUAUUCAGAUUGCCAGAAAAGCUCUUGCAAGGCCCUGGAAGGGACUCUUGGCCCAGGCUUGUCCUAAUACUUGGCACUUUUCCUCCUGGAUUUUAGAAAGGGCACAGCCACUUGGAAGUGCGGUUCCCUUUGUUGCACAUGUUUCCAUCCUAGAAACUGAGCUCAGGUGGGAAUACUGGUGCCAUAAUUAACUUUUACCAGAGCAAUGCUCAUAAAUGAAUCUGAAAGUGCAAAUUAAAUAAUAAUGCUCUUAAAAAACUGUUCUUUUUUUCCCAGGAAGUAAGAGAUUCUUUUUCUGAGGAUAUAAGAGAUUUAGAGGUCACCUUUCAGCACAAACUCUGUUACAAUUUGAGAUUAAAGUCAAAGAAAAACAAUUUUCCCUUUCCCUGUUUCUUAGAGUGAUUGUAUUUGAUGAAGUUAUAGUAGGUUAUCAUAUAAAUAUUUGUAGGUAUUUUAAAUAUUCACAUGAAGAGAGACAGGGAGAAGUAAACACACUUCCAUUAGAAUUGAUUAAUGGUCCAUUAAUAUUUACAUCAGGGUAAAACAAAAGUAAAUUCAUGAAUUUACAGUGUUUAGUUCAAAUUGGUUAUUCAUGUAAGCAUUUCUGCCUUAGCUGUAAAAGUUUAGUGUAUAGUAAAUAUAGCACAAGAUUUGCAUUUCCUAAGUGUUAUGUGUUUGGAGUUGGCAGAGUUUGGAUUUAUACCAAAAACUAGCCUCAUCAUAUUCUUCCAGAUUAAAAAUGGAGGCCUUAUUUAAAUAGUUUAUUAUACUUGACAAUACAGUGGUACCUCCAAGCUCAGUUAAUAUAAUUGUUCUCUUCUUCUGGACAUAAAUUUAUGUUUGCAUUUUAAGCAAUAACAUAAUUUUUUUUGUAUUAGCCCAUUGCUGGCUUUUUGUGAAUUCAAUAAUACAUUUAACAUUCUGCUAAAAUGUCUUCCUUUUUCUUACAUCGAAAGAGGUAUUUGAACUUAUCACAUGAAAUCAUACCCUCAAAGUUCAGUAUAUUCUUAAACUACCUAAAUUUAGAAAUUCUUGAAAUAAUGUUAUUCAAAAAAAUAUAUCAGGCAAGCUUAAUGUCAUACUUUAUGUUCAGCACUAUAUGGAAAAAUGUUAGUUCUCAAUACCUUAAAACCAGUGCUUUGUAAAAUUGUUGACUUCAUUUUAUUGCAUAAAAUAUUUUAGGUUUUUUCUUAGUGAUUGGUUUUGUGCAAUAAGAUGAUUGAAACAAUAAGGGAUUUUUUUUUCUUGUCAAAUUUGAAUUUUAAUGCAGACUCUCAACAGGAGCCCAGUACACAUAGGACUGAUGAGCAAGCAAUAAGGGGGCAAUAGUGGUUGGUAAAUGGCUGCGGUCCUGUCAUUCUCUUCCACCGUAGUCCCUUCCCCAGGAAGCCUAGACCUCUCCAAGGUCAAGCGAUUAACACACAGCACACUAGGCAGCUUCCCGCUCUCUGCCCCAGAACAGAGGUUAGCUUCUACUCUAACUGCCCCACGUCCCAUGUUCCUGGUUGUUGGAUAUUUUGAUAUCAGCUCUGGGUGAGUAUAUAUAAUGAGCAAAAGUCCAAGUGGAUUCUAUAACAUUAAUGAAAUUGCAGUUAUGUUAAAAAUUAGCAAUUAUUUGCGCAGACAAUGUUAUUUCACAAGGAUUGAUGUCAGAUCAAACAUGGUCUCCUCAGGGGGCCUCACUCCCAUUAAAGGCCCCCAGGUAUUGUCUCUGUGCUGCCCCCUAAUCUCCCUCUAGUCACAGGCCUACUCGUUUGAUGGAUCUGCUCGUCUAAUGGUUGUCUUUCCCAGCAGACUGCAAGCUCCAUGAGGGUCAGGGCAAGUCUAUAGCCCCCAUGCCCGCCAGGUAAAAGGCGCUCAAUAAAUACUGGUUGAAUAUGAAUAAAGAAAGUUAUUUCACAUAGGAUUUUUCACCAGCAUUUGCUGAUGUGAAUUUAUUUCAUCAGCAUUUGUUACUGAAAAUUUUUUUCUGGCAUUAAAAAUAUAUUUGCAAUUUAGAUGUACCACUGUCUUUCAUCUUGGGUAAUUUAAAUUUGGACACAAUUUAUCCUUUUCUUGACAUGGUUGUUUAUUGC
Messenger RNA from Artibeus jamaicensis (Jamaican fruit-eating bat), 6451 nucleotides. It is a transcript of the gene METTL24, whose product is annotated as methyltransferase like 24. Lineage: Eukaryota; Metazoa; Chordata; Mammalia; Chiroptera; Phyllostomidae. The coding region runs from base 137 to 1237 and encodes 366 amino acids. The record is from RefSeq and is a predicted model, not a curated record. The transcript has 5 exons.